Strongylocentrotus purpuratus (purple sea urchin) is the source of this 1048-nucleotide messenger RNA. RefSeq names its product chromatin accessibility complex protein 1. The transcript is spliced from 3 exons. The record is from RefSeq and is a predicted model, not a curated record. Gene Ontology annotation, cellular component: nucleus; CHRAC. Bases 69 to 395 code for a protein of 108 amino acids. Gene Ontology annotation, molecular function: protein heterodimerization activity. Lineage: Eukaryota; Metazoa; Echinodermata; Echinoidea; Camarodonta; Strongylocentrotidae.
GUUGUUUGCUGCCAUCUGCUGCCCGCCAAAUUCAACACUUUAUUUUGUUGUCGAUCCGGAGUGACAAGAUGUCUCAUAAAACGAAUUCUACACUUCUUCCGGCUCUCCGGAUUAGGACGAUCAUGAAAAGUUCCCCGGAAAUUAGUGCAAUCAGUCAAGAAUCAUUGUAUUUGAUUACAAAAGCAACGGAGCUGUUUGUUGGUUGCCUAGCCCAGGAAUCACUCAAGAAAAGUGCCUCCCCUCGUAACGUGGUCUACAAUGACCUGGCCAAUGUAGUCAAUGACGAAGAGGAGUUCCAGUUUCUUGCAGAUGUCGUACCUACAAAGAUUUUGGCCUCAGAGUACCUUGAGAUGAUGAAGCAACAGGAACAAGAAGGGAAUUCUGGGAAUGAUUGAUUGACCUUUGCCCCUUGGCUCAAAAGCUAAGUGCUGACCUGCAGUAAAGACAUUUGAUGUGACCUGCUUGGUCAGCAGUGCUAUGGUAUUUUUUAUAAUGAAUCAAGAGCAGCAGACACGUAUGGAUGACAUUUACCAGAUUAGUCAUGUGACCAGUCACAUGACUUCUUUUCUCUUUUUUUCUCCAACUGAUGUAUCCAUUUUGAAAGAAAUAUUACAUGGGGUGAGGUCACUUUAUUUGCACACAGUGGUCCAAACAUGACAGUUCAAAUAGUUUAUGAGGAAGACUGAAUGGAUUAAAUGUGAAAUAACCCCUUCCAAAUUUUACAAUUUCAUUCAUUUUUAUUAGGUAAUACAAGCACUCUGGUCUUUCAGGGGUUGAUAGUAGAGCUACAUUGUACAUGUUAACUAGUCAUUGUCUCAUUCAGUCUAUCCUCUUUUGCAAGAUUUGUUUAUUGUAUAUUUAUUCAAUUCCCUGUUUCCUGAUGCAAGUUUGAAUGGUAGAGAAAAGUGGUAACACUGAAGCAAAUUUGUCAUAUGAGGACUGUUUCAGUAGAAACGAUUUAAAUACACUGCAUUGCUAAUAUAAUUAUACAUUUAGUAUACUCUUAACAGAGAUACAGAGCUGCCAAUCAUUUUGAUGUUCACUAAUU